UUAGAUCAACUGGUCCAACUACUUCAUUGUAUAGAUGAAGAAACUGAAAACCAAAGAUGUGAAAUGGUUUGCACAGUCUUAUACAACUUAUAAUGGCAAAGCUGAGUGGAGGAUGCAGGUCUCCUGGAUCUUUGGCCCCAGGGUUUUGACACUGAAAAAGAACAUGGCUAAGAUUAAAGAGUGGCACAUCAAGGAGGAGGGAUUAACUGCUAAACUCAUCACAGCCAGUGGUAGGAGCUGCCCCCUGUCCACCCACCUGCAAUGGAUGGCCCUACAGAACUACUCCAGCUUGUUGAUCAAGAAGAACAAGCAGACCUAUAGCACCAAACCCAAUAAUCUGAAGGCCCACAACUUUUUUCAGUACAACAGGCUGAUUCACUGCAAAACAGUUGUGGAGCCAGUGGCCCAAGGGAGAGGUGUGGUAUUCAUCAUGGAGCAGAAAUCUGGCCAGCAAAAGCCAGUGGCCUCCUAUGUGCAGACCACCAUCAACAAGAAUGCCCACCCUGGGCAGCAUCUGGCACAUGAUCUGUAGCAGCCAGGAUAGCUGGGAUCUGGGUAUGGCUGCCAACAUAGGACCAGGCCAUCUCUCGCAGCCAGAAGCCCACGAUGGUGACAAGGAAGGGAGCCCGUGCCCACUAAGAGCUCCUCAGCACCUUUCUCCCCGCAAAACAAUAAAGGUAUCAGCCAACUU
Phyllostomus discolor (pale spear-nosed bat) is the source of this 691-nucleotide messenger RNA. RefSeq names its product 60S ribosomal protein L28-like. Lineage: Eukaryota; Metazoa; Chordata; Mammalia; Chiroptera; Phyllostomidae. Gene Ontology annotation, cellular component: ribosome; cytosolic large ribosomal subunit. The record is from RefSeq and is a predicted model, not a curated record. Gene Ontology annotation, biological process: translation. Gene Ontology annotation, molecular function: structural constituent of ribosome.